GUCCGUCCGUUUGUCCGUCCUUCCGUCCCCGUCCGUCCCCGCCGCGGUUGCUCACGGAGCGGGAGGCGGAGGCGGCCGCCGCUCCCGCCGCUCCAGGACCAGGACCCGGACCCGGCCCGGCCCCCUUAGCCCCUUGGCAGCCCCGGGGAGGGUCGGGGGGCAGCCUCAGCCUCAGGGCAGUAUCUUCAGGGUUCCUCUCAGGCUGUGGCCACUCUGCUCACCAUUGCCCGCCCCUUCGUCUGAAGUUCAUUUCUAGAAGCAGGAGUUUCCCCUCCCCGCCGGAGCCGGGCAGAGGGGUAUGAACCGUGAGGGUGCUCCCGGGAAGAGUCCGGAGGAGAUGUACAUUCAGCAGAAAGUGCGGGUCCUGCUCAUGCUAAGGAAGAUGGGAUCGAAUCUGACGACCAGCGAAGAGGAAUUCCUGCGGACGUACGCGGGAGUCGUGAACAGCCAGCUCAGCCAGCUCCCACAGCAUUCAAUCGACCAGGGUGCAGAAGACGUGGUCAUGGCGUUUUCCAGGUCGGAGACGGAAGACAGGAGACAGUAGCCGGAGAAGCUUCGGGAGAGGCCCAGGGGCUGGCCAGGGCCAUGACAGCUCUGCAGAUCUGGGAGGCUGGCUGAGAGGAACCUGCCCCUUGUCCUCCUCCCCUCACCCCUUCCUGAGUUCUUUCCCGUCCAUCCCUCUGCCCCCUUCACACUCUCACACAAAAACACACACAUGUACACACAAACCCCUCCCUUCCAAAGCAUCCCCCAGCCUCCUCCUGUUCCCUACGCUGCUGCUCAGCUGGGCUGUGAGUCGAGAGAAAGCAGUGGUGUCACUCAGAUUUGCCCAGAGGGACGGACUCCAUGAUUGGCUGAAGAAAGAAACUUUUUUUUUUCCAUUCUUGACCAACGGAAACCUUUUCUUUUUAUUUCUGACAUUUUAUUUUAAACGUGUGUGUGUGUUCUGUUUUGGGUUUUUUUUUUUCUUGCGACUCUCCGCGUCGGCUGCCCGGGAAGCGUUCCGUGCCCUGGUGCUUUUGUUUUAUUAUUAUUUUUUUAUAGGUCACUUAGCAAUGUGAAAUGAUUUAGAUUGGCUGCUUAAAACUGGAAACAGAAUUUAAUUGGCUGGUUAAUAGAAAGCGCGCCUCUUUGCGAUUGGCUUCAAGGGGUCUUCAGACCGCCUCGGCUCUUGGUUUUGAGGGAAGAAAACAGGGUUCAAGGCGUUGACGGUUGUGACGGUUAAUGACUUGUAAAAAGGGAAACUGAGGGCGCUUUGCAAUAUUUAUUACACAGUGAGCUUGCUGCUGCUGCUUUUAUGAUUUGAUUUCUGAAUUUGAUCGGCCUUUGCCUUGUAUGUGUAAUUCCUAGUGCCCCAAGAUCUUCCCUCACUUGGCUGCUUGGAGGCUGCUGGGGCCGGGCCUGAAGGAAGGAGGCCUCUUGCCCCCCUGACGAAGGUCGCCCUCAACUCCGCUCUUCCCGGGGCCAGGAGGGCUUGCACUUGGCGAGCAGGAGCCGGGAGGAAUUUCCUUCGUGGUCCUGGGCCAGCCACUCUCCAGAACCUGAGGAGGUCACUGGGAACUUGAUUGGAGAGUUUAAGCGAAGGUCCAGGUCCUCGUGGGGAGAAUAAAACGGCUGCCCCCAAAACUGAUCUUCUGGUUUUAUUCUCUAAGAAGCUGUUUGCUCCCGGAGCGGGGUCCAGCUUUGUUCCCUGAGGCCGGGGCCCUGCAGUUCCCAGGCUGCCUCUCGCCCUAGGACUUAAUAAUAAUAAUUUUGGUAUUUGUUAAGCACUUACUAUGUGCCAGGCCCUGUACUAAAAGCGCUGG
Molecule: messenger RNA, 1805 nt
Organism: Tachyglossus aculeatus (Australian echidna)
Lineage: Eukaryota; Metazoa; Chordata; Mammalia; Monotremata; Tachyglossidae
Gene: CTNNBIP1
Product: catenin beta interacting protein 1
Exons: 5
Coding region: 299-544 (81 amino acids)
Biological process (GO): negative regulation of Wnt signaling pathway
Cellular component (GO): cytosol; beta-catenin destruction complex; nucleus
Molecular function (GO): beta-catenin binding
Source: RefSeq, a predicted model, not a curated record